Messenger RNA from Penaeus monodon (black tiger shrimp), 1557 nucleotides. RefSeq lists its product as uncharacterized. The record is from RefSeq and is a predicted model, not a curated record. The transcript has 10 exons. NCBI's taxonomy places the organism in Eukaryota, Metazoa, Arthropoda, Malacostraca, Decapoda, Penaeidae. Bases 204 to 1250 code for a protein of 348 amino acids.
UCAUAUUAACUCGAAUAGAGAACGCUGAUUUUAAUUAGCAUUAAGUAAGCGCAGGAAAUAAAAAGAUACAAAAAAAAAAAGAAAAAGAAAAAGAAAAAAAAGAUGAAAUCUCAUAGCAGAAGAAGAAAAGAAAGCAAGACAAAGAGCGGACUGUAUAUCAUUCAGUUAGGUCUCCUGUGUCGCUGGGUUGUGUUAAUCUCGCUAUGCUUUCAUUUUAUACGCUGAAGUGUGGGUUCUUUCUCGUGUUUCUGGUCCUAUGUGGAAUUCGAGAUAGAGUGGACAGUCAGAGUCAAUGUAAGGAAGACUGCCGAGCGCUUCGUCUGAACGGCGCCUGGGUUCCCUACGGCGACAGUCCGGCCUCCGUGUGGUGGUGGCCGGUCACGCCCUCGGAGAAGCUGUGGGUUUCGGGGGCGGAUGUCAACGACGAGGUCACUGCGGGGGCGCCUCAUCGCUGGCACGAGCUCUUCAUGGACAGAAAGAGGAAUAAGUACUGCCUGACUGCUCCUUCAUUCUUGCCGAGGACUCUGUGCGGUUUUAAGGACUUCCUCUAUCUGUAUGGCGAAAGGCCAACCUUCUUCUCAUUCGACUGCGCUCAAUAUCCGUGUGCUACACCUUGUACAAAAAACUCAACGGACGAUUGCAAUGAAGCGUCAUUGUCAGCAGAGUGCUCCAUUCAACGCCUAAACGGGGUGUAUUUGCCCCUUGACAAAACAGCCACCAGUGUCUUUUGGUGGCCUGGAUCUGCCGAUGCACUGGGCGUAGAAGGGCCGACUAUUGACGUGUACCACGCUGUAGAAUCGGUGGAAAACCAGUGGCACCACAUCAUCAUCACAGGCCAUGAAGGAGCGUCGGCAGUUCUUCAGUGUGGCAUCAGCAGCAAGAGUCUCAACCUGUCUCUCCACUGCGCUGAAGACCCAGGCGAGGACUACGACGAACACACCACCAGCAGGAUGUUCGUCGGCAGCUACCGAGGGCGUGAAAUGACCUCCUCGUAUUGGGCCCUUGGAUGUGACGUCACUCCUGCCUGGUGCCCGGACAGCACAAAGUGUAUGAUUCCAACAAAAAUAGAGAGAAAGGAAGUACAGUGGUGGAUGAAGCUGGUACUAGCUGUGGAGGUUGUCUUUCUAGCCAUUGGUCUCCUGUGGCUGGGGAACGGAAUAUACUUUCAAGUCCGCAGGAAGCGGAACCCGUCCAACAAGCAACAGCACCCAAAAGGUGAUAACGAAAAACAAGAGACCAAGUGCUUAUAGAGGGGGUGACGAAAUCUCGUUGUGUGUGCAAAGGCUGCAGCUGAAAUAGUAGUAAUAGUACUCGUGUUGAUAAUAGGAGCACCAAAACUACAAUUGGGCAUACUAGUAAUAACAGUAUGUAAAAGGUACAUGAAAUUAUUCAAAGCGAAAGUGUCGUGGUCUCCACCUCGUUCUUAAUAGUUUACACGUAUCUUAAGCCCUUGUAUUAAAGGGUAAUAGGUACUUUCAACUUCUGACCAUAUUCCUUACGUUUUCAGAUCACUAAAUGAACAAAAAUGUGAAAAUAAAACCAAGCAAAAACUCUUAA